Messenger RNA from Hylaeus volcanicus, 2953 nucleotides. RefSeq names its product zinc finger protein on ecdysone puffs (gene Pep). Bases 152 to 2440 code for a protein of 762 amino acids. The transcript is spliced from 10 exons. The record is from RefSeq and is a predicted model, not a curated record. NCBI's taxonomy places the organism in Eukaryota, Metazoa, Arthropoda, Insecta, Hymenoptera, Colletidae. Gene Ontology annotation, cellular component: nucleus.
AUUUUGAACACUACCUUCGCGUUCUAGUUCAUGUUCCAUCAUGUUCAUGAUAGACGCUUGAUGACGCUUGGCUUGGUGACUCCAUUUUCUUGAGCAUUCCGUUUUGUCUCAUUUUUCUGUGCGCGGUCAAGUUUGCUGCUUUUCCGAUACCAUGUCCUUCAAUCGAGGAAUAAAGCGAGAUUCCUUCGGGAAUAGGAAUUUCAACAAUCGAGGAGGCGGUGCUGGAGGUGGCGGCGGUGGAGGAAGACUUGGUAACAUGGGUGGAGGCGGAGGUGGCAUGGGUGGUGGAGGUGGUAUGGGUGGCGGAAUGGGAGGAGGUGGCGGCGGCGGAGGCGGCGGCGGAAUGAAUCCUUGGGAAGGAGGAAUGAUGCCAGGCAGAGGAAUUUUACCGACUCCGAAUAAUAAUCUGUCCUUAGCAUCGCCACAAGCACAGUUAGCAAUAGCCAGUAAUCUUCUUACGAACUUGCUUCGCAGCCAACAAGAUGUUCAGCCACAGGUACCAUCGCUCCUCAGUCUUGGCAAUAAUUUUUCUGGACCAGGACCAAAUUUUUCGAAUCAACAAAACUUUCAGUCAGGGCGUUUUAACGAUCGUCCCGUAAGGCACACUAUGAAGAAUCAACGACCUCAACCGUAUAACAAGAUGGGCAAUCGCGCCCGUGAUGGCCCUGCUGGGCGACGUGGUCCAUCCGCACAACAAUCUCGUGCACCCCAGUCUGGCAGUCAGCGUAUGAAUGGAAACCAAACACAACAUCGCAACGAUAAAUCUUCUAAACCAAUUCCUGCCUCUAAACAAAAUCAGACUGCCAAAAAGGAACAGCAGGACGUUAAGACCUCUGAUAAUGAAAAAGCAGAAGCACCUGUUGUAAAAAGGGAGGAAACCGACGAAUCCGAAGACAAGAAGCGCGAUUGGAAGGAUGAGAAGAAGGAAUCUGAGAACGUUCAAGUUAAUGAGUCUGAUGAAACUGAGAAAUCUCAAGAAGAUAGCGAACAAAAAGCAGACAAAUCUGGUACCGAUGAGACAGGAAAAGAAGGAGCUGGAUCUACCGAGAAGGAUACAAAGAUGAGUGGCAAGAAAUCCGAAGCUAGGCAUGCCGAGAGUCGUUACGCAGAUGUCCCAAUGAGUCAUAUGUUCUGUCACAUUUGUAACAAACAUAUGUGGGAUGGAUAUUCCUUCGAGAAUCAUUUACGAGGACGAGCGCAUCAGUUAAUGAUGGAAAAAUUAGAUGAAUCGUACAAAUUGAAAGUCGACCUGAUGAGGCAUGAAUUAAGAGUAGCGGAAGAACAACGUGAACUGAGUUUGACUAAUUCGAAACGUCGUGGAAAGAAAGUUUCCGUGGAUCUUAACGUAAGAGAAUACUGUACGAUGUGCGAUUUGAACUUCUACGGAACAUUGUCAACGCAUAGGAAGAGCGAAAAGCAUCAGCAACUAAAAACAUUUUUACACCCUAGAUGUUUCCCUUGCCUAAAGGAAUUCCCUUCGCGUAUCGAAUACGAUGAACAUUGUCUGACGCCUGCGCAUAUGAAGAAAGCUGUGCAAUGCGAAGAGCAACGGAAAAAUAAGAAGAAAGAAAAACUUGCGAAAGGAGAAGCUGAAGUGCGUACCGUUGAAGAUGAAGAAAAAGAUGUCGGCACUGAUAUUAAAGCCGAAAAAGAAGAAGAAGCUGUAGUAGGAGAACAACAAGAAUAUAUUACAGAUAUCACAGAAAACUUGAGCGAGAAAAAGUUUAGGAUACCAUCCUAUAAAUAUUGUCGACAGAAUCAAAUUUCUAUAGGAAAAUCUUUGGUAAAAGAAGUCCAAGGAUUUUAUUGUGAAAAGUGUAGAAGAUUCAUGCUGUUAGCUGAUGAUAUGAACGCUCAUUUGCGUAGUAUUACGCACUACCGAAAUUUUGUGCAAGAAGUAAAAGCUCUAACUACAACUCCUGAAAAUGCUGAAAAGCCGGCGGAAAAGACUGAGGGUGAAGAAAAUACAUCAGAAAAUAACAAGGAAUACGAAGGAAAUUGGAAACGUCGCAAAGUUGCUCACUUCGAAGAAGAAGAUAAUGGGGAGAUGAAAGAAGGACAAGAAAAUAGUAAUGAAGAUGCAAACGAACAAAAGAAAGCUGACGGGGAUGAGAAAUAUGAUCCACUUGAAGCUGACGCGGAAUCCGAGGAAGAAGAGCAUCAUGAAACUGAAGAUAGUGGUGAACAAGAUUCGCAAAAUGCCUCAAAUACUCAAGAAAAAAAAACGCCAGUUGAAAAAAUGUGGGCUGACAUUGAUAAUGACAAUGAUGCGGAAAUAGGUAAUUUAAUUGAUGAUGGCGACGAAAAAGAACACGUUGAACUUGAAAAACCCACACCGAAAUUAGACAAAGCUCAAAGUCCUCAAGUGAAACCAACCCGUGGUCGAGGUUUUGCUCGUGGUCGUGGCGGUACUCCUCGAGCACGAAGAGCUCGGCGAUAAAGUGAUCUCUAUUCCAAAAUUGGAGUAAGCUUGGGUAUAUUAUAGAAUUAUUACUAAUACUUACCGCUAUAUGACUAUUAGAUAUCACUAAUUUGACUGAUUUAUACGAGUCAUUUAUGUUGACGUAAUUUGACUUAUUCACCUUACCUUUUUAUAUGCAUGAAACAAAAAUUCACAUGCAACCGUAAACAAGAAGGAAAUAAUUAUUUAUUAUCCAAGCUUAUUCAAGAGUUUUAUUACUUAGAACGAACGUAUACAGAUUUGUAGUGUAUACAAAUUUUUGAACUAAACGAUAGAUUUGAAGUCAAGGAAGCGAAAUAAAAAGCUAUACUCGUAUAUCUUGUAACUAUUCUGUAUAAGGAAUUCCUAUUAAUAUUCAAGUAAAUGAAAUGUGUCGAUGGUUUUUUAAAUAAUAACCAUAAUAUGAAACUAUUCUAAGGUUCGUUCUUAUUAGGCAAGUGUUAAUGAAAAAUCUAAAGUAUCUUGCAAUAAAAAUUAAGAUAUUAAUGCAUA